UCUCGGGUUCAGUGGUCGUCCGUUUACCGGACGGAGUGUUACACAAUUCAGUCUCGCGCUUUACCUACAUAACCCACAUAUCCUAUUUAAUUGAAUGACUAUUACAGAAUUAUUCGAAUGGAUUUCCUCUCUGAGUUUUACUUCUGUUUGUGAAAUGAAACUGUAUGAAAGUUAAGCUAUGCAAUUUAAAAAAUGUUUUAAGACGCACAAAACCUUUUCAAUGAUUACCACGCCAGACAGAAUCAGCAGACGUUAAAAUGAGUGCUAUACACAUGAGCAGAUGUUGGAACUUAUUUAAGAGGACAUUACCACAACGUCCGUCUUAUAGAAAUUAUGUGAACGAGGCUAUUUUUGAUAUAGAGCGGUGUCCUCUCCAUAAGCUGGAGUGUGGCCCGCCCAGUAGCACUCUCCUGACGAGGACAGAUGCCCUCAACUAUUACAAGGUCAUGCUUGGGAUGAGAGAAAUAGGAUACGAGGCACAAUCGUUAUAUGACGGCCGACACAUACGGGGAUUGCUGCAUCUGUGUGAAGGAAUGGAAGCUGUACGUGUAGGUGUAGAGGCAGCGAUAACUCCGCAGGACAUAUUGGUUGGUACACACCGUAUACACGGCUGGGCGUACGCCCGUGGGAUAUCCGCGGAGAAGAUUCUCGGUGAAUUUCUAGGGAGAUCUUCUGGUUGCUGUAAGGGAAAAGGUGGAGCAAUGCAUAUGUACUCCGAGAACGUGUACGGUGGAAAUGGACUGAUUGGAGCUUCGGUACCCCUUGGUACUGGAGUGGGGUUUGCCAUGAAAUAUAACGAGAAGCCCAAUGUAUCUCUAUCUGUGUAUGGAGAGGGUGCAGCCAACCAAGGCCAGCAUUUCGAGGCUUUCAAUAUGGCGAAGCUUUGGAACCUUCCUUGCAUCUAUUUAUGUGAAAAUAGUUUUUACAGUGUCUCCACCACACCGGAAAUGGUUGCAGCCUGCACAGAAUACUACACCAGAGGAGACUACCUCCCAGGACUGCAAGUGGAUGGGAUGGAUUUUCUAGCAGUGCGAGAAGCCCUAAGGUUUGCCAGAGAGCACGCUCUGAAUAGCGGCCCAAUCCUCAUUGAGGCUAUUUCAUAUCGAUAUAGUGGUCACAGUGUUGGAAACAAAGCUAUUAGUGACAGUGCGAAAGAAGACUUGGAUGUAAUCAGACAAAGAAAUGAUCCUAUAGAAACCUUUAAGAAGAAGAUUCUUGCCAAAAAUUUGACUGACAUAGAUGAAUUAAAGAGUAUAGAGGACGCAGUUAGAGAGGAAGUGAGGGCUGUGACAGAGAAAGUGAAAAUGGACCAAGAACUUCCUCUACUUUCGAUUUAUGAGGACGUCUACCAAAACGUUCAAGUGAUCUGACAAAGUUUCAUUCAUAAGUCUAUUCAGUGAGACUUAUCUAAGCUCUAAGAGUAAAAUGUUUCUGUCCGAUUAAACAGGAUAUCAGAUUGUAAAGAUUUCUCAGAAGACAACACAGCUCGCCGGAAAACAUCACUCCACUUAGCCGAUCCCCUUUAAUUCAAAAGGUUAACGUUUUUAUGUCCCUUUGAUAACUGGUAAAAUUCUAAAAUGAAGGUCACUAGAUCAAAAGUUUUCGAAGCCUAUGAAAAGCCUAUUGUGAAGUAUCUAUUGAAAGGCCUAUCCUCCUUAUUUCAAAAGAUAUGACCAAUGUUAAAGUCAAAGAUAAGUAGGUCAACUUCCAAGGUUACUAGGUCAAAUGUCUUUGUACCAUAUGAACAGCCUCGUCAUGAAACAUCUAUAUGUAGAAUAUCAAAUCCCUAUCCACUUUGGUCAAAAAGAGAAAGCCAAGGAUACAGUUUUUGAAAAGUAGGUCAGAGUCAAAAGUAAAGGUCACUAGGUCAAAAGUAUUGGUACCAAAUGAAAGGCCGGCCACGAGGCAUCUAUAUAUGAUAUAUCAAAGCCUUAUACCCCUUGGUUGUAACGGUAAAGCCAACGCCGGGUCAUGGCAGCUCUCCUGACAUUCGUCCCGGCGAGCUAAAAAGAGAACUGGAAAUGAAACGGAGUAUACGGCAUUUUUCAACACAGGUCUAACAUAAAAAAAAUAAUUUCCAUCCAGACACUUAGGUUUUGUAUUCUGGAGUUUUUCUUUCUUGCGUUUUUUCGUUUAUGGGUGGAUAGAAAUGAAGCAUAUGUAUUCAAUGUGUAAAACGUUGCAAUAUUAUACAAUCUUGAUGUGUAUUCAAAAAUCUUCAUUUAUAUUC
This is a messenger RNA of Ostrea edulis (European flat oyster), 2230 nucleotides long. Its product is annotated as pyruvate dehydrogenase E1 component subunit alpha, somatic form, mitochondrial-like. The record is from RefSeq and is a predicted model, not a curated record. Bases 258 to 1370 code for a protein of 370 amino acids. NCBI's taxonomy places the organism in Eukaryota, Metazoa, Mollusca, Bivalvia, Ostreida, Ostreidae. The transcript is spliced from 10 exons. Gene Ontology annotation, molecular function: oxidoreductase activity, acting on the aldehyde or oxo group of donors, disulfide as acceptor.